This is a messenger RNA of Cydia fagiglandana, 1319 nucleotides long. RefSeq lists its product as uncharacterized. The record is from RefSeq and is a predicted model, not a curated record. Bases 235 to 1305 code for a protein of 356 amino acids. NCBI's taxonomy places the organism in Eukaryota, Metazoa, Arthropoda, Insecta, Lepidoptera, Tortricidae. The transcript is spliced from 2 exons.
ACUCAGUAAUUCGCCUUUCGAGAUUACACUAAGUUUACAUGUAGUAGCACGAAGAUAGUGCUGCCAUCGUACACCAUUUUAGAGCAACUAUUAAAAAAAAAAACAAAUUUUAUUUAUACUCUGUGGCGGGUACUUCAUAAUCUCAUACACGUUUUGUGUCGCCGCCAUCGUAUACGCUAUUCCCGUGCUAAGUGUUUUAAUUCGAAUAUUUGGCUGUAAUUCGUGUGUUUUACCAUGGGAAAACGUAAGUUUAGGGAUGAUGAAGAAUACUAUGCACGGAAAAUAAAGAAGUUGGAGCAGAAAAUGAAAAAAGUGCGACGGGAACGCCGAGAGGAGUCGUCGGAUUCGGAGUCGGGGAGUUCGGUGUCGUCGGAUGCAGACCAGUACGAGGAGGAAGUGGUAAACGAGCUUGGCGUCGAUCAUGUUUCCGAGCAGGAGGUGCCGCAAAACGAAGGACCCCAAGAGGAAAACCAACCAUCUCCAGUCCUGGAACCUCAGCUGGAAACAUCGCCGGAGUUAGAUCCGAGUAUUUUGAAUAUUCUAGGUGACGAACCUGCUAAAGAAGAAAUAUUUAGCAAGGCUGUGCACAAGGAUAUUGCUAACCGAUGGUCCGAUAUACUAAUCAAUGGUUUAAAGGAGGAUGUCAAAAAGGAAAUUAUUUCCGGUCACGACAUUCCUGAGAAUCUGACGUUACUGCAGAGUCCUAUAAUAAACCCUGAAAUCAAAGCGGCGGUCAACGAAAACGCGCUUAAGAGAGACGUUAUUUUAUCAGAAAAGCAGAGAAGUAUGGCUUGCGUCAUGACAUGUAUAGCCGACUUAAUGUCGUCGAAUUUAGAAAAUCAUUCCGACGCCACAGAAAAUAAAGAAAGUUUGAAGCUACUCAGCGAUGCAGGCCGCUUGUUAUGCCAUAUACAUUACGAAGAGACUUCAGCUAGAAGGAACUUCUUGCAAGCUUGUCUUAGCAAAGACGUCAAAGACAAUAUAAAGGACCUGAAACGAGAUAAAUUCCUUUUUGGUACGGAUCUUUCAGAGAAACUGAAAUCUAUGAAGGCGAUAACGAAGACUGGCGCGGAGAUGAGACCCGCCUCAACGAAACCGAAGCCUCCACCUAAGAGCAGACCGGCUGAAGCGGGACCUUCGAGGGCUUUAAACUGGCGGGGCCCGCCACCGCCGGCACCUCGGCGCGCGUACGCGCGGACGAGCUCGACGGCUGGUGGGCGCAGGCAGCCGGCAGCGACGCCGCGCGGCAGCGCGCGCCGCGACCCUCGCCCGCGGAGCAGCAAGCCGACCGCCAGUCGGCGCUAAGCAGCGAGUCGCAG